AUGAGUAAAGAAGAGUUUAUGAAGAUACAGACAUGUGUUCUUAAAGUGAAUAUUCACUGUGAUGGUUGUAAGCAGAAAGUGAAGAAAAUCUUGCAGAAGAUUGAAGGUGUUUUUACGACAAAGAUAGACGCAGAGCAAGGGAAAGUGACAGUAUCUGGAAACGUAGACCCUUCGGUCCUGAUCAAGAAGCUCUUGAAAUCUGGUAAACAUGCCGAACUCUGGGGAGCUCCUAAGGGUAAUAACACCAAUCAGAACCAACCCAACUUGGCCAAUCAGCUCAAAGGCAUGCAGAUUGACCACGGCGGCAAAGGUGGUGGGGGUGGUGGAAACAAUAACAAAGGCCAGAAGGGAGGUGGUGGUGGAGGCGGAGGAGGUGGUGGUGGUGGUGGAGGCGGAGGAGGUGGUGGUGGGCCACCGAAGAUGAUUCUUCCACAGUUAACUCCACAACAGAUGCAGCAGCUAAAUCCUCAGCAACUUCAGCAGCUUCAACAGCUACAGCAGAUGAAAGCGUUCCAAGAUCUGAAGCUUCCUCCUCAGUUAAAAGGUCCAGGUCCAGGCCCUGGCUCUGUUCCGGCGAACAAGAACCCUCAGAAUCCUAAUCAGAAGGCUGUGAAGUUUGAUGUUCCUGAAGAUGAUGAUGACGAUUUCAGUGAUGACGAAUUUGAUGAUGAUGAGUUUGAUGAUGAUGACGAGUUUGAUGAUGAGUUGGACGAUGAUGAGUUUGACGACCACGCUCCUCCGCCUAACAAGAUGAAGCCUAUCAUGGGUGGUGGUGGAGGUAACAUGAUGAUGCCUAAUAACAUGAUGCCUAACAUGAUGAUGCCCAACGCUCACAAAAACGGCGGUGGUCCUGGACCUGCCGGUGGCAAACCCGGUGGUCCCCCUUUUCCUGUACAAAUGCCUGGCGGCGGAGGAGGUAACGGUGGUAAGAAGGGUGGUCCCGGUGGUGGUGGUGGCGGUAAUGUGGGGAAUCCAAAUCAAGGCGGAGGCAAGAACGGCGGUAAAAACGGUGGUGGUGGUGGACAUCCGUUAGAUGGAAAAAAUGGCGGAGGUGGUGGCGCUCCUAACGGUAAUAAUAAAGGAGGAGGAGGCCAGAUGAUUGGUGGUCCCAACGGAGGCAAAAAGGGUGGUGCUGGAGAAGGACUCAUGAGUGGAGGACUCCCGCCGGGUUUCCGUCCAAUGGGAGGCGGCAAUGGCGGAGGACCUCCCAUGAUGAAUAUGCAAAUGGGUGGUCAAAUAGGUAAUCUACCAUCUAUGGGUGGUGGUCCUGGUCCAAUGGGUAAUAAUAUGCAGGCCGUUCAGGGAUUACCCGCAAUGGGUCCAGGAGGUGGAGGUGGUGGCUCAGCCGCAGGAGCCCCGCCAGGAUAUUUCCAAGGCCAUGGUGGCGCUGGAGGUGGCCAAGACUCAAUGCCGGGAAAUCCCUAUUUACAACAGCAGCAACAGCAACAACAACAACAAUACUUAGCGGCGGUUAUGAACCAGCAAAGAGCCAUGGGCAAUGAGCGGUUCCAACCGAUGAUGUACGCUCGACCACCACCCGAUGUCAACUAUUUGCCACCUCCACCGCACCAACAACAUCCUUACCCGUACCCGUAUCCAUACCCUUAUCCUCCCCAUGGCGGUGAUCAGUAUUCUCAUUAUUUCAAUGAUGAGAACACAUCAAGUUGCAAUAUUAUGUGAGCAAACAAAAUAAUAUCAAAACUUGCCAUGGUUUGUGUAUCCUUUGUGAUUAUACCUGGAAAUGGGGUUUUUUUUACUUAAUUAUUGGGGAUUCUUAGAAUCCUUCUCUUCGUUUUUACUCCAACGGAUCCAAUCCUAUGUUAUAUUAGGAUUUUUUUAUUGUGAUAGUUCUUAAGUAAUUUAUAGAAUCAUAAUAUAAAAUCAAACGAAUAUUUAUAUUGUAGUUCUUGUUUUUUUUUUUUCUCUGGGUGCUUGCAUUCUUAAUGAGAUCCUAGUGUUCAUAGUUGUCUAUUUCAGAAAAUAAAAAUGAGCUUACUUUUUUUACAAAAUUCUAUGACUCAUGGUUUUUGUCACUCUUAUAAAAAAUAUACUCAAUUGCAGUGAACAAGUUUGGUAGAUACUAGAUACCAAACCCCUUCUGAAAUUAAAAUAUGGGUAGUUAGUGAUAUUGACACUUUUGAUUCAGUACACUCUUCUAUUUUUUUUUUUUUUUUAAUGUUUGUUUGUUUUCCUUUUCAAACUUGGCAAAAAUAAUGGAGUAAUGGAAUUGGAACCGUGUCCCACCCACUAUUAUUUUAGAUCAUUUUGUCCAUUUGUUUUAGCUUUAAUCUUUCGCUUUUAUUAUUAGGUUUGAAUAUAUUUAUAAAGGAUAAAGAAUAUUAAAGUAAAAUAUUGAAACGCUGAAUGUGAGGA
Molecule: messenger RNA, 2373 nt
Organism: Eruca vesicaria subsp. sativa (arugula)
Lineage: Eukaryota; Viridiplantae; Streptophyta; Magnoliopsida; Brassicales; Brassicaceae
Source: the annotation of a GenBank genome assembly